This is a messenger RNA of Ixodes scapularis (black-legged tick), 3921 nucleotides long. RefSeq lists its product as uncharacterized. The transcript is spliced from 2 exons. The record is from RefSeq and is a predicted model, not a curated record. Gene Ontology annotation, biological process: DNA integration. Bases 1 to 3921 code for a protein of 1306 amino acids. Gene Ontology annotation, molecular function: nucleic acid binding; zinc ion binding. NCBI's taxonomy places the organism in Eukaryota, Metazoa, Arthropoda, Arachnida, Ixodida, Ixodidae.
AUGUCUAAACUGAUGCAGCCGUUCAAAGUAGGCGAGGACAUUGGCCUCUUUUUGGUGAAUUUUGAGCGUACCUGCGAAAAACUGGGUUUUAGACGCGAAACUUGGUCACAGAGACUGCUGACGCUCUUCCCGUGUGAAGCCGCGGACGUUGUCGCGCGUCUGAGCAAGGAGGACGCUGAAGUGUAUGAGAAGGCGAAGGCGAGUGUGCUCCGAAAGUACCGCCUGACCAUAGAGGCCUUUCGUCAGCGAUUCCGUAGCAUGCGUAAGAAGCCCGAACAAGGAUACCCGGAGCUCGCGUACGACCUGCGGGCAAACUUAAUCGAGUGGCUAAAAAGCGCCGAUGUGUACGGAGAGCACGAUAAGGUAGUGGAAUGCGUGGCCCUUGAGCAGUUCUACCGUUGCCUCCCUGACGCGGUGAGGUUCUGGCUUCAAGACAAGCCUGACGUGAACACCGUCGAGAGAGCGGGGGAGCUGGCCGAGGAAUACGCUUCACGUAGAAAAGCUGGAGAGGAGCGUCCGCUCGAGAGGGAAGCCAGAGGGGAACCUAAGAAGCCCGACGGAACCGGCAAAUGGCCUGCGGCAAAGGCCGGUAAACGUAAUGGGGAAGGUAGGCAACCUGAACAAAAGCUUCCGAGCGAAGACGUCUCAAAAGAGUCGAGAUCCAGUGAGAAGGGGAAACCCGAAAGAGAGAAGUCGUUUGAAAAGCGCAAACCGCCGGUGUGCUAUAACUGCCAGGAGAGCGGGCACAUCGCGGCGGGAUGUCGGAAGCCAAAAGUGGUGUUUCACUACGUCGAUGACGAGGAGAACCGGAGGCUUCUAGAGCCUUAUGUACACGACUUAAGAGUCAAUGGUAGCCCGUGCCGAGUUCUUCGCGACUGCGCAGCAACCAUCGAUGUCAUGCACCCGUCUCUGGUUAGGCCAGAUGACUACACGGGGGAAUGUGCAUGGAUUAAGCAGGCAGUCGAAGAUCAAAAGGUCUGCCUCCCCAUUGCUCGCGUUAGUGUAGAAGGUCUCUUUGGGAAGCUGGAGACCGAGGCCGCGGUUUCCCGCAAUCUGCCUCUCAGCUGCCCCUAUUUGUUUUCAAACAAAUCCGAUCAGAUGCUGCGAAAAGGGGGCCUAGUGUUUAGCGAAAGGAAGGUGCAGGCGCUAACGAGAGCCAAGGCGCGCCAAAUAGCCGCGGAAGUGGUUGACCGAGAGCUUCUCAUUGAGCAACAACAGAGUGAUCCGAGCCUUACAGUACUGCAUGAUACCGCCAAAGAUGGCAUAAGCAGACGGAACGUCUCGUAUCAGAUCAAGGCAGGGGUACUCUACCGCCAUUACAAAGAUCGUAAGGGCAGGGUUCUCGACCAACUGGUCGUGCCCCAGAAGUACCGCUCGGACCUCUUAGAGUUGUCUCAUGGGAGCUCUUGGUCAGGUCACCUCGGCAUUAAGAAAACGAAGGACCGGCUGUUACAAGAGUACUACUGGCCAGGCUGCUUCCGCGACGCGGAAAACUUUGUACGGUCGUGCGACGCGUGUCAGCGUGUGGGGAAGCCGCACGAGAAGAACAAAGCACCGCUGAGACUAGUGCCGCUGAUCACAGAGCCUUUUCGCCGCCUGGUCAUAGAUACGGUAGGUCCACUGCCAGUGAGCAAGUCAGGGUACAAGUAUGUAUUGACGCUACUUUGUCCCGCGACGAAGUUCCCAGAGGCAUGUCCUCUGAAAGAGUUGAGUUCAGCCGAGAUCGUGGACGCGCUGCUGUCUGUGUUUGCGAGGAUUGGAUUUCCCGCUGAAAUCCAAUCAGACCAGGGUAGUGUUUUCACUAGCGCCCUCACGAACACAUUUUUGGAGAAAUGUGGCAUUCGUGUUGUGCAUAGCUCCGUGUACCACCCUCAAUCAAACGCCGUAGAGAAAUGGCAUUCAGUUUUCAAACGAGUUCUGCGCGCGCUGUGCUUCGAGCAGAAAGUAGAUUGGGAGGCGUGUCUUCCGGCAACCAUGUUCGCAUUGCGCACAGUGCCACAUGAAGCCACGGGUUUCAGCCCGGCCGAGCUUGUGUAUGGGCGUUCGCUGCGCUCGCCACUACGCAUGUUGCGUGAGUCAUGGGAAGGCCAAGGGGAAGACCCGACUGUGGUGGAGUACGUGUUGAAGCUCUUAGAUCGCAUGCAUAAGACACAGGAAGUAGUUGAGGCGAACAUGCAGCGGGCGCAGGCGAAGGCGAAACUCUACUAUGACAGGGGAGCCAGGGAGCGUAAGUUUGAAGUGGGAGACCAAGUGAUGCUGCUGAGGGUUUCCAGGAAAAACAAGUUAGAGGUGCAGUGGGAAGGUCCAGCCAAAGUGCUGCAAAAGCUCUCUGAGACGAACUACGCUGUGGAGUCGGGGGGGAAACGAAAGAAAGUACGGAUAUAUCACUGUAACCUGUUGAAACCUUAUGUGGGGAGGAAAGAGAUAGUUAGCCUUGCUUGGAACACCCCAGAGGAAGUCCCCACGGAGAUUCCUACUUGGGAGGGGAAGAGGGGAGAGUAUGAUGUAGACACCGUCAUAGCCAAGGCAGUAAAGACCGACGUUCUUACUGAAGAUCAGCUGAGUGAUCUGCGCAAAGUGAUCAGUGAGUUUGAGGGGUUGUUUUCCGAUCGACCUGGCCGUACUAAUCUCGUGUGCCAGGAUAUUGAGCUCACCGAGAGUACUCCAGUGCGAUCGAAGGCGUACAGGGUCUCUCCAAGACGGAGAGACAUACUAGCUGAAGAGAUCGAACGCAUGCUCCGGCUCGGGGUUAUCGAGGCCGCCGAGAGCGACUACACCUCUCCACUCAUACUGGUGGAGGUGCCGGGCAAAGACCCCCGCCCUUGCAUAGACUAUCGUAGACUCAACACGAUCACCCGAGAUCAAACGUACCCUAUCCCUAACAUAGAGGAGAGGGUAGAACGAGUCAGUGCCGCUAGGUACAUUUCCACGCUGGAUUUGAUUCGUGGAUAUUGGCAAGUGCCCCUGACAGAGCGGGCAAGCAGGUAUGCAGCGUUGAUUUCCCCACUUGGAACGUUCAGCCCAUUGAUGCUCAGCUUCGGGCUCAAGAACGCCCCGUUUUGCUUUUUAAAGCUCAUGGACAGCGUUCUUCGUGGAACUAACACGUUCGCACUGCCAUAUCUGGACGAUAUCGCGAUCUUUUCAGCAACGUGGCAAGAACACGUUUCGCACCUGCGGGAAGUGUUUCGCAGGCUACGCGAAGCAGGCCUUACAGUAAAGGCAGAAAAAUGCCAACUGGGGCAAGCGGAGGUGACCUACCUGGGGCAUGUAAUCGGACAGGGCAGUCGACGACCAUCAGAGAUUAAAGUAGCAGCCGUUGGGAGCUUCCCUAGACCCGAAACAAAGACGCAGAUUCAUUCGUUUCUGGGCUUGACUGGCUAUUACCAGCGAUAUGUCGCGAACUAUUCUCAGGUAGCCAGUCCCCUCACUGAUGCUCUCAGGAAGAACGAGCCCAACAAAGUCGGGUGGGACGAGAAGAAGGAGCAGGCUUUCCAGAGCCUAAAGAAGGCGCUCACCGAGCGGCCGGUGCUAAGAGCACCUGAUUAUGAUCAGCCAUUCUUUGUGCAGUGCGAUGCAAGUGACCGGGGCAUGGGGGUUGUUCUGUGCCAAAAAGAAGGGGACGAAGAGCAUCCCAUUCUCCACGCGAGCCGCAAGCUGACAACACGGGAGGAAACGUAUAGCGCCUCCGAAAAGGAGUGUGCUUGUCUAGUCUGGGCCGCACAAAAGUUGUCUUGUUACCUGGCGGGAGCUCCAUUCACCUUUGAGACGGACCACUGUCCCCUGACCUGGCUGCAGCAAAUGUCGCCAAAAAACGGACGGCUGCUAAGGUGGAGCUUAGCACUUCAGGAGUUUAACUUCCGAGUAACAUACAAGCGGGGGAAGCUGAACUCGAAUGCAGACACUCUCAGUCGCAUGUAUUGA